This is a messenger RNA of Triticum turgidum subsp. durum (durum wheat), 2178 nucleotides long. Lineage: Eukaryota; Viridiplantae; Streptophyta; Magnoliopsida; Poales; Poaceae. The record is from the annotation of a GenBank genome assembly.
AUGAGAGGUGCAGAGAAGGCAGGUUUCCAAGCUAGCCCCCUUAUAAAUAUGCACAUGCUCAUUGCUACUGCUGAAAUCUGUAGGAGAGCAAAACUCGGUAGCAACAUCCACAACGGCGGUAGCACACAGAUGGCUCCUGUACCUGUAGGGACUCUCAGUUCAUCACUCUUCACAGCCACCGUCCUCCUCACUUUCUUGACCUCUUUUGCCCCUUCUUCUUCAUUAGAUGGCACCCUGCUGGGUGAUGAAUCUGGUAAGGACUUCCAGGCACUCCUUUGUCUCAAGAACCACCUUUCUAACAAUACCGAAGUCCUCGCCUCGUGGAACAAUACCCUCCAGUAUUGCAGUUGGCCUGGUGUCACCUGUGGCAAGAAGCACGCAUCUCGUGUCACAGCACUUGACCUUGAAUCGCUAGGCCUGAAUGGCCAGAUACCACCCUGCAUUGGUAAUCUCACUUUCCUCACAAGAAUCAACCUCCAGGAUAACCUGCUGAAUGGUGGGAUCCCGCCUGAGGUAGGUCAUCUGCGUCACCUUGCUCAGCUCUCCCUUCCAAAUAACAAUCUUGCUGGCGUAAUACCGAACUCUCUUUCUACCUGUUCUAGCCUUCAGACUAUUGAUCUCGGAAGUAACUCCCUCCAGGGGGAGAUACCUCUAGGUUUGACCAACUGUUUAAAUCUCACAGACAUCUUACUCGAUAACAACAUGCUCAAUGGAAGCAUUCCAGAUGGGUUCGGCAUGCUUCCUAAGCUUUAUGCUCUGUACGUUCCUGGCAACAAGUUGACGGGCAGUAUUCCUUACUCACUUGGAAGCAGCCCAUCACUCUACUUUGUUGUGCUGGCAAACAACAGCCUAACUGGGGGCAUCCCGCCUCUCUUAGCAAAUAGUUCAUCACUUGGAUGGCUGGAAUUGGGAAGCAAUGACCUCGAUGGAGAGGUACCUCCUUCUCUCUUCAACAGCUCAUCUCUUGAAAUCAUAAUUUUAAACGGAAAUAAUUUCUUUGGAUCAAUUCCACCUUUCUCACCCACCUCGCCAUUGCAAACUCUGUCCCUAUCAUUCAAUAAUAUCACAGGAAAAAUACCUUCCUCUGUUGGGAACUCUUCUUCCCUUCUUGAGCUUUUGCUUGCAGGGAAUCACUUGCAAGGCAACAUUCCAUGGAGUUUAAGUAAAAUCCCAUGCUUGGAAAAAUUAGAUCUGACUAACAACAACUUAUCAGGAGUCGUUCCAGGCUCUCUCUAUGAUAUAUCGACACUCAAAUACCUUGGCAUGGGCAAUAACAUCUUAACAGGAGAAAUUCCAGAAAAUAUUGGCCACACCCUUCCAAACAUCCAGGCAUUCAUUGUUCAGGGAAACAGAUUCGGAGGUCGUAUUCCCACUUCAAUGGCUGAGACCACAAAUCUUCAGAGAAUUAAUCUCCGUGACAAUGCAUUCCAUGGUAUUGUUCCUUAUUUUGGGUCUUUGCCCGACUUAACUGAACUAGAUCUAGGCAAGAACCAACUCGAAGCUGGAGACUGGACUUUCCUCCACUCGCUCGCCAGUUGUACAAAGCUGGCUAUUUUACGCUUAGACGCGAACAACCUACAAGGUGAACUGCCAAAGUCCAUAGGCAAUCUUCCAAAAAGCUUAGAAUCUCUAUUGUUGACAGCGAAUAAAAUAUCUGGCACCAUACCACAUGAGAUAGGGAACCUUAGUAGCCUCAAACUUCUUUACAUGGAGCACAAUCUGCUUACUGGAACCCUUCCUGACUCACUUGGAAACCUUUCAAACUUGUUCGUUCUAAGCUUAUCAGGAAACAAGCUAUCUGGCCAAAUCCCACUUUCAAUUCAUAACCUCGGCCAACUAAGUGAGCUCUAUUUGCAUCAAAAUAAUUUGAGUGGACCCAUCCCAGUAGCUUUAGCAGAGUGCAAUAAGUUACACACCCUAAACCUCUCUUGCAACUCAUUUGAUGGAACAAUACCAAAAGAACUAUUUACUGUUUCCACACUUUCUGAAGGUCUUGAUCUCUCUCGCAACAAACUCUCUGGGCAUAUACCAGUGGAGAUUGGCAAAUUAAUCAACCUUUCCCCCCUCGAUAUUUCCAACAACCUGUUGAUUGGAGAAAUUCCCUCAACUCUAGGCGAGUGCCUCCAUUUAGAGUCCCUCCACCUGGAAGGGAAUCUACUUGAUGGGCGAAUCCCUUAA